Spinacia oleracea (spinach) is the source of this 739-nucleotide messenger RNA. RefSeq lists its product as uncharacterized. Bases 1 to 528 code for a protein of 175 amino acids. The transcript is spliced from 4 exons. Lineage: Eukaryota; Viridiplantae; Streptophyta; Magnoliopsida; Caryophyllales; Amaranthaceae. The record is from RefSeq and is a predicted model, not a curated record.
AUGUACGAAAGAUGUUCUGCACCUCAAUAUUUAACAGGAGGAAUAGAGGACGGUUAUGAAGGGAAUAGAGGACGCUUAUCUCUUAUCACUGUACUUAGUGUAUUGGAGUUGGAUAGUAAGGCGGAAGUGGUGUUGUCAACAACCACCGCAAACUUCGGCAAAAGCCCACGAUUACAUAUAAUUGACACACAUUUCUGGUCUGGCCGUGCCAUUUCAGGCUUCCCUGCUCUUCAUAAGAAUUUCUAUGCCGUUCCUAAGCAGCAAGGCACCCUUCCUCAAGGCAUCAAAUGGGGCCUCGUCUAUGCUGAUGGCGAUGAAACUACUGCUCGUAAGUGGGUUGCAGCUUUUGAUACCACUGCCGGCAAGGCUUAUGCUGAAGCUGGACCAAUAGGUCCAGUCGACUGGAAUGUUGUUGAAGUUAAGUUGGAUGCAUCAGAAAGCAAAAGCAUUUAUACUGACCCAAUUAUGGGAGGCAUCACCACAGCUGAGAUUAAUGGUCUUACCGCAAAAGCAAUUUUCAGUGGAUGAUUAACUUGCUAAUUAAGAUCAUUACUACUACAACUAUGUAUGCGCUAUGCAACAAUAAUAACGAUCCUUGUGUUCUCUAUUUACCAAACUUGCUUUCAAAUAAUUUAAGGUGUGAUGUUUCCGUUUGUUUUAUUGCUGAAAAUGUUUUAGUUUUAGUUUGUCAUUUGGCAGAAAUCGUUGAAUAUUAAUAAAAUGUGUUUUUCUUUAAUUA